AUGACUAAACAAGAACUUCAAAAAGAGUUAAAAGAAAAAAUUAAGGAGGGAAUUAAGCCUAGUGAUAUCAAAAGAUUAAAAAGAAGCAAGUCCGAAACCGCAUUAGAAAAGAAACUAGAAGAGAAAGAAGUUUUUACCGAGGCUCCCGAAGAAAAUACUGAGGAACUAAAAACUAAAAUUAGCCAAUUAGAACAGCAAAUUUUAGAAUUAAGAUUAAGCAAAAUUAAAGACUUUGGGGAAUAUUAUGAAAAAAAGACCGAGUUAGAAAAUGAAUUAACUAGUAAGCCAAUUUUAACGGAACAAAAAAAUAAAACUAGUUUCCUCACCGCUGACCCUACUUUUAGCCCAGAUUAUUUACUUUUACUCUGA
Messenger RNA from Ambispora gerdemannii, 369 nucleotides. NCBI's taxonomy places the organism in Eukaryota, Fungi, Glomeromycota, Glomeromycetes, Archaeosporales, Ambisporaceae. The record is from the annotation of a GenBank genome assembly.